This is a messenger RNA of Gymnodraco acuticeps, 3069 nucleotides long. RefSeq lists its product as uncharacterized. The transcript is spliced from 14 exons. NCBI's taxonomy places the organism in Eukaryota, Metazoa, Chordata, Actinopteri, Perciformes, Bathydraconidae. The record is from RefSeq and is a predicted model, not a curated record. The coding region runs from base 946 to 2175 and encodes 409 amino acids.
CCGGGCCUGGUGUUCAGGUUAUUACCAUAAAAGUAAGUUUGUAUUUGAUUACCUUUCCUAAUGAUGAAAACCAACUUAAAGGCGACUACAAAAAAAUGGACAUUAUUUAACAAUGUUCUUAUUAUUGACAUACCAGAACUAAGAACGUAUUACUCAUUCCCAGCACACAAAACAGGAAAGUACUUAUUUUCACAGAUGGUCACUUGUUGCUUUAAAAGAUAUUCAGUACAAUCAUCUGUUCUUUUUUUCAGAAUGUGUUAAGUGUAUUGGUUGAAGAAAUGACAACUAAAUCAAUAAAUUGUCCAAAAAGUUGUUAGAGAAAUAGUCAACCUCUCUCAGUUAGUCAAUAGGUCUAGCACAUAGCUAAACGUUUUGUUAAAUAUUAUAGCAAAAUGUACUUAGACACAUUCAUUGCAAGCCUGCACCAUCUCCACAGACGGUGCAACUUUGAGUUUGUUCUAUACCAAAGAUGCUUUUUGCUUCAAAUUCUUUCAAUGGUGCGUUAAUAGCCUAUUAACCAUGUGAAAGAAUUGUAUCUGUAGUAAUGUAGUCCUCAAUAGCCCUCAAUGUUCUCACAAUUAUCUGUGAAAGAUAAAUAGGAACAUUUACCCCAAAAAAGCUGCCAGAUAUGUUAAGUAUUUCUUCAUUAUUAAUUUUAAUGUCAUGGUUUCGUCUUUUGCCGUCAUGAUAAAUAUGACUUUGUAUCCCCAAAUUUGUUACCAUGAUUUAGCAUUUCUUUGUAUUGACUUUUUAUCUCAAAAUAAUAACUUUAUAUCUUAUAAUUUCGACUUUUCUAUCUCAUAGUCAUGACCUUUCCAUGGGUAUUACUUCCCAUACUAACGAAACGGAAGCAAAUAGCCUACACCCUCGUCUUUAUCACGUUCUGUUUCUCCAACUGAAGUGCGUAGUUAUUUGUAUAUCUCCGUGGUGGCUGUCUUCGACAAAAUGUACCAAUUUGCUAUAGUUUUCACGUUGUUCUGUGUCGGGAAAACAUUAGGGAAGCCGGAUGAGCCUGCUCCCAAAAUGUCCCAACUUAUCCUCAUCAAGUGCCUCCAUAGAAACAUUUCCUGUAACUCAACAACGGCUGAGGGAUACACUUUCCCAUUCUCGUGUCCUGCGGAAGGAGAUGUUAACGUAUAUCAAAAUAAGUCUAAAAUUGCUGUUUAUGUUGAUGGGACUCGACCUUAUGAUUAUUCGGAUGAAGUGAAGAGCAUGACGUCUGAUUCAGUCACUACAAGACACUGCAGAGACCUGCACAUACAAUGCUUUUUGACCGGAGAGAAGUACCUUACCGAAAUCUGUGUGGAUUAUAAAGUUACCGGUAAAUCAAUAAAGUGUUUGAUUUAUAAACAAACACACACACACAUAUAUAUAUAUAUAUAUAUAUAUAUAUAUAUCACAUAUACAUUGCAAAAAUGUGUACCUUUUUACCUUCAAACAGAGAAGCCAGAGGAGCCAGAGAAGCAGGAUGAGCCUGAUCCUACAUUUCCCCCAAAGAACCUUAUUGUUGUUGUUGUGGGGCUCAUUGUGGUCAUUGUGGCGCUGCUCUGUUGGAAAAAGAAGCAGUACUGUGCAUGUAAAGUGUCGCAGUUUUCAACGUACCUACGCUCUUGUCUCAGAAUAACAAAGAGGGAAGGGGCACAGGUAACUAGACACCCUGCAGGAAGUGGGUUCCAGGAGAGCAUAGCUGGUGAUUUGGAAGGACAACAACUCAACGGUGAUAUAAGUAUUGAUCGUGAAGCUGAUGGCAGGUCUGCUCCAGUCUCUAGUCUGGACCACAAUUUGAGCUGUGAGGGUAUCCAGCCCACUAAAAAUGGGAACAUACAUGCACCUGUCGUAAUUAAAGACCCCAAUCAUCGAGCCAUGAACGGAAGUGAGAGGGAUGAUCCAGGAGGAAUUAAUGACAACAAUGGAGAACACUUCGUGAGGAUCGAGGAAACGCACAAUGGAUGUGCUCCUGGUUGUGGGGGUCCUGAAGCUUGUGAGAAUGAAGGACACCGCCUGCUGCCUCCUGAGAGCGCUGACAGGCAAGCCCUCCAACCUCCUGACAUGACGGAUGAAGCCAGAGCUUUGGUGAACAAGGCCGGCUUUGAGUCAAACCAGCCCAGAAUGUGCUCCACUGCACCGGAAAAUGGCGUGAAGUCAACCACCAACAUGGGGAACUAUCAAUACUGAUAACUAUUAUUAUAGAUAAAAUAAUAACCUAUAUAUAUAUACACACUAUAACUAUAUGUCUCACAAGGUAUGUGGUACAUUUACUGGCAGCUUCUUUGUAAUCAAGCCCAGCACUUUCAUUUAAAUCAUAACUUUCAUCAUCAUCGUUGCUCUCUUUUCGAGCAGGCUGUCCUUUUUCACGAUGUUCGAAUAUACGUUUUCUCUAAAAGCCAUCUCUACCAAAUUGUAUACAAUUGUAUCCUAUUCAAAUCAUUCUGUUGACAUAUGUGAUCAGUCAUAGAUGGAUACAUCUUAAUUUGGCUUAUUACAUUUAAACUAAUAUUAGUUAUUACAACAACUAAGACACAUGUGUGAUUUGUUAUUGAGAUACAUAGAUAGUGCAUGGCUUGACCAAAGUAUGGGUGAACCAAAUAUCAGAAAAUGUACCACAUUCUCAGCUACGAGACUAAAAAAUAUAAUAAUACUUAUACUAUGUUUAUAAUCUAUGGAUGAAAUACAUUUGUAUAAGCUAUAGAUAUAUCAUAUUAUACAAUGACUUGUUAAAAUAUUUCAUUUUAAUGAGACAUGAAUGGAAAACAUUAUAAAGAAUGUUUCUUCUUUUUGAUUGGAGUUGUAAUAUCUUAUGUAUCCAUUCUGUUAUAAGUAAGUCUGCUAUUAAUUCUUGUUUAUCAUAUAACAUGUAUUCAAGUGCCUUCACUAUUUUGUAAUUAUAAAGCAUUUUACUCCGCAUUUGCAAAUUCAGAUUCACAUUAUAUUGAGAUUGUUCUUUUCUUGCUUACGUGCUUUUAUUAUUAAUCAAUUUAUAUAUAAAUGAGAAAGAAUACAAUUGUAAGUGCAUUACAAAUUAUGAAUUUUUGUCUUUUAAAUAAAAUGCUAUAUCCACCCUGGAUUUCA